AUGUCUGACAUUCGGGUUUUUCUCAUUGCCGCUACUCUAGCGGUUGUAGCCGCCAGGCCUCAGGGAAAUGACCAUGGGCAUGGCCACGCAUACUCAUCGCAGAGCAUUGUAGUGCACCACACCCACCACGAGCACAAACAGGAGAAGCAAUCAACCGGCCACAAAGAGCAACACGAGAGUCACGGCCAUCGUGAAACCCACAAGGCUACCUCCUCACAGCAGAUCCACCGCCAUGAUGUGCCUUCCAAGGCUCCUGCUGAUCAUCAUGAGUAUUACAGUCAUCCUAAGUAUGAGUUCGAGUACAAGGUGGAGGACCCUCACACCAAGGACUUCAAGUCACAGCACGAGUCUCGUGAUGGCGACGUAGUGAAGGGUUACUACUCCUUGCAUGAGCCCGAUGGCACGAUCAGGAUUGUCCACUACACUGCUGAUAAAAAGAGCGGAUUCAACGCGUACGUAGAACGCAAGGGUCAUGCCAAACACGAGUACCACCACUAA
Molecule: messenger RNA, 498 nt
Organism: Hyposmocoma kahamanoa
Lineage: Eukaryota; Metazoa; Arthropoda; Insecta; Lepidoptera; Cosmopterigidae
Product: sex-determining region Y protein-like
Exons: 3
Coding region: 1-498 (165 amino acids)
Cellular component (GO): extracellular matrix
Source: RefSeq, a predicted model, not a curated record